CGAAACCCAAGUCAACAACUGACCUUACUGACACUCCACCAAUUCCAGAGAGUGGAAACGUGAAAUCAACAUGGCACAUCAACGCUACGACCCGCUGUACCAUCGCUCAGAAGAUACACUUAUUCCCACCUCGGGAAUAGAAACGAUUUCGACGGACAGCCGGAGCCUGCUCCGUGAAGGGGAUUCUGAGCAACUGCCCCUUGGGCCUCUCAACACUGAAGAUGGCUCUGUGCCGCCUGCUUUCGCUAGGAGACCUACGUCACCGGCCGCGCUCUGGGAGUUGUUUUUGGACCUUCUUUUUACAAUCCCGGCCAUUCUCUUCCUGGUCUACGCCGGCUUCGUGAGCGUACACGAUGGGGAACCUGUUGGUACAGACCCUGUGCCAACCCUGCGAAUGCUGGCCGGCUAUGGCCCUACCGUCUUUCCCAUUGUUUUUGCAGCCAUCGCGGCCAACUUGCUCAAGGCAAUUGCAGCGUGGAAGCUUGAGCGAGGAAUCUCAGUCCUCAGCCUCCAGUUCCUCUUAAGAAGCCGAACCGUCUUCAGCGCCUUCACUGCCCCGCUAAUUAUGGGAACUGCUUCUUAUAUAACGCCGCUCAUUCUGGUCCUGUGGGUACUCUCGCCACUCGGGGGUCAAGCUACCUUGCGAGUGUCGUGGAAUUUCCGCUAUCUCGACGUCCGCAGCCCGAUGCUCCACAGCGGUGCAUUGAGCUCAGCUGGAGCAGAGGUUCUUCCUGCUAUUAUUGGAGCCUUUACUGCAGCACUUGGAUCGCCCGAUAAGAUCAAAUCUGCAAGCCAGGAUGCCUUUGGGAAUAUCAAGAUUCCUAUGGUGGAGGCCUAUGAAGCAUCAAAUCAAACUCAAGCAAACGGCGGCUGGUACGACUUGACUGGAGAGAAAAACAUCACUUACUCGUCCAUUUCCGGGCUUCCUAUUUAUAUACCUGAUGGCCUUGGGCUACGCGGAAACCAUUCUUUCAAGAUGGAUACGUCGUACAUUUAUUACAAUUGUACUGUUUCCCACGGUACCGGGAAUUCAACUGAGUGGCGGGAAUACAUGUAUGCCCCCAACGCGUACACCAAUGGUAACACCAUUGUGUUGCUCGCUGGAUUCCAUGCUUUCAACUUGGUCAAAUUCAAUGUAACGCCCGCCGAAGUGAUCUUCACAACAUGGUCGAAUGCAACCAUUACCAACGCAACAUGCUCAUUGACAACGUCUUUCGUCGAAGCCGACAUCGAGUGCCAUCACUCGGAUUGUGGCGUGAAGCGUUUACGUCGCAUAGUUCGGCCUACGUACAUCACGGCCUUGACAGUUCUGGAUGGAGUUGGCCCUACUGGCGGGAUCGAUUUUAACAUACCGCAAAUGUUUUUCUUCCAAACCUUCGUCAACGCCACCAAUACAGAGUGGACCUCGAAAAUGGCGUAUAAGCGCUAUGGGACUCCAAUCGAAUACUACUUUACUAAUCCAGGAGCCCCUUAUUUGGAUGUCAUGAGUGUGGCCGUGAAUCCGCCAAGAAUCUGGACUUUGAGCGACGAGAUCUUUUCACAGCGUCUUUCGCAACUUUUGAACACAUUCUGGAUCGCGAACAUUGCCCCUAUUGCUUUUACCGGCAGCGUUGAGUUUCGUGAUAACGCCUCGUCCCAAAUUGAGGGAAAGCCUGCUGCUGUGGAUGCCGAGGGAAAAUUCACCCCCGACGUUUUUGUACUCAGGGCCAACAGGGCGUGGCUCGCAGUACUCGUCGUGUCAUCCGUAGCAAUGCUACUGGCGGCGUUUGCUGCGGCCUAUCUUGGAGCGCUGCGACGGGGUCCUGAUAUUUUGGAUUAUACAACGAGUAUCAUAAGGGACAAUCCUUACAUGGAUCUCGCCGAUAUAAACAAAAAUUCAAUGGAAGAGGGCUCGGAUCAAAUGAGGAGAUUGAAGCAUAUCCGGGUUUGCUUGGGCGAUGUCACGCCAGCACAGGAAAAGGGUCAUGUUGCAUUUGCAACAGUAGGCGAGGCAGUGCCGUUGGGUAGGCAGAGGCUCACACGGACAUAUGGAUAAUGAAUAGAUAUCUAGAGAGGGCGCAUCGUCUUCGUGACUUUUUGCUCAAGUUUUCCAACUCUCAUACGGGACACGUGAAUCCAUUACUGGGUGUGUACAUGUUGCCAAAUGCUAAUUUCACCUACG
Messenger RNA from Ilyonectria robusta, 2161 nucleotides. RefSeq lists its product as uncharacterized. The transcript has 3 exons. The record is from RefSeq and is a predicted model, not a curated record. NCBI's taxonomy places the organism in Eukaryota, Fungi, Ascomycota, Sordariomycetes, Hypocreales, Nectriaceae. The coding region runs from base 71 to 2035 and encodes 654 amino acids.